UCCUCUCCCCACAGGGCCCAUCUGAUCACACGGACCAGGCCCCUGACUGUGGGGUGGACCUAGGACGCCCCUGUCCCCAAGCCCAUGGAGCUAAGGUCUGACGCCAGCCACAAGGAGAAUGUGUCCCCAAAGCCUACAGCGCUCCUGAAGCCAGAGCAACGGAGGAGGAGCCUGGUCAUUGGCCUGAGCAGUAGUCAUGACCGGUGGGUGUCCAGGUGCCAGGUGGAGAGGGGAGAGCCUGCUGCCACACCCUCCCCAGGGGCAGUGCUAGACCAGGAGCCCUGCCGAGUCCAGACCAACCUGGCCAGCCCUGGUCCCCGUCUGGGCCUAGCCCUGAAGGACACAACCGGCCGACUAGUCAAUUCAAGCUUCUGGCAACAGAGCAACCUGCAGCCCCUGACCAGGAGGCGCCAAGGGAAGGCCCAAGAGUUUGCCAUCCAGCAGAGCAACCUGAGCAUAAGUGGGACCAGCAGCCCCCUCCUCUGCCCAGAGCCGGCGGGGAGCUUUAGGCCCCAUGAGCUCCUCCAGGGACAUCUCCUCUCCCAAGGGGCACUGGCUUGCCCAUCCCCCUAUCGGAGGCAGUCCAGGCUGCCAGCCCCAGGCACCCCUAGCCGGGACUUCAGGCCUGGUGCAGCCUUUGCCCCUCUCGAUGGGCACCCACAGCCGGGCCUCAGAUCCUGGGGUAACCUGGGGAGCUGGACGUCCAGGCUGGUGGAGGAACCUCUCACCCUGGAGGACCUGGCUGAUCCCAGUCAGAACCAGGCUCGGGCCCCAUCCCAUGGCGUCCACCAGCUUCUGGCCUCCGUACAUUGCCUGGUGCCAGAGGCAGCCCAACUCAGCUGUCAGGCAUCCCAGGAACCCCCCGGUGCUGUGCAGCAGGACCUCUGGACCAGCGGCAGCCAGCCACUCUCCGCCCACCCGCAGCCCGGCCGGCCUGUCCUUGCUUCCUGGGAUGAGAGGAGGAGACAACUCCGAGGCCGCAGGGAAACUGCAGCUUCCCUGGAGACCCCGGCUGCUCUCUCAGAUUCUUGGGCUCAAAGCAAGCUAAUGACACCUGAGACCACUUUGGGGACACUGACCGGGGAUUUCCUUAAUCCUGAAAAGGGGCUCCCUCCCGCCCAUCCCUUAGGGUCAGGGGACAGCUAUUCCGUGGGGUCACCAGGUGACAGGGCACAGAAGGGCCUCCCUCAAGGCGUGGGGAGCAGGGAGGCCGGCCCCUGUUCCUCAGCCUUCUCCAUCACAGCCUGGGGAGUCCCACCUAAGCAGAAAAGAGAGGAGGGGGCCCUGAGGGAGCAGGUCCACAGGGAGGAGGAGAGGACAGCUUCCCAUCUGCCAGACACAGCCCCAGCGAGCAGUGCCUCGCAGAACAAGGCACAAAAUAUCUUGGCCCCGGAGUCCAAGGCAACCUGCUGGCAGCCGCUGUCCAGAUACUUUCAAGGCUGGAGGCACUUGGUGGAAAUGCAGCAGGCGGCAGUGGCGGCAGCAGUGGCACUGGGCCACCAGCAGCUGCUGCGAAAGGGCCUUCAGGCCCUGUGGCUCCGGGAGGCUCAGCUGGAGGCAGCCUGGGGGCGGUACACAAAGGCCCUGCUCGCCAGGAGCUUCCUAGAGUGGAGCAACCUGGCUCUGCAGCAGAAACAAGGACAGCCCCGCACAUGGGCUGGGUCAGGGUCACUGCCUUCCAGAAGAGCCCAGGGCCAAGGCCCCUCCUUGGGAAGAAGCACAGUGGCAGACCCCGUCCAGAGAAGCAGGCUGGAACACACCAGUCCAGGAAGUCUGAAGGAGGAGAAGAGAGCUCGGUGGCUUCCGUCGAAUCCUGGACACAGAACAGGCGGCAGAGAUGAGAGAGUCCAGAUCCUACGGGCCCUGCAACUAGCUGACUUCUUCUUGUGGUGCCAACAGAAGGAACGGGCCAGGCAGGAGAGGGAGGUUCACACGGCCACACAAAGGACGGGGAGCUUCCCUCAGGCCUGGCACUCCACUGCUGCAGGUGCAGCCUGGGGGGCCCCACUGAGCCCCCAGCACCAGAGAGUUUGGCUGUGCAGGUGCUUUGGGGCCUGGCAGCGGUUUGCGCAAAGAGGGUCCCGGUACCGAGACCACCUGGCUGACCGCCGGGCCGAGACCCUGAGGACGUGCCUGGAACAGUGGGUGCGGAUGAAGCAGCUCCGGGCCUCAGAUCCGGCAAAGGUGACCCAGCUGUCCCUCUGCCGGCAGAAAGCAGGAUGCGAGGCUCUCUAUGGCACAGGUCCCGGAGCCAGUGGCCUGGGUUCAGUGGGCCAGGCCCAGGGGCUGCAGGAGCAGGCCCAGGGCUCCCUGCAGGAUGCCUGCCGGACACUGGCCCUCCGCCGGGUGUGGCUGCUGUGGAAGAGGUGGCUUUUCCAGUGUCAGUGGGCCAACUACUUCCAGGCCUGGUGUGAGGCUAUAAGAGACAUGGGGGUGCUCAGGGCCCAGCAUCAAGCCUCAGAUUGCCUGAGCAGAAGAGCACUGGGGGCCGCGUUUGCCAAAUGGUGGGAAGCCCAGGCAGCUGUAGCCGGGGCACAGGAGCAGCACAAGGCACAGGAGCAACAUGGGGCACAGGAUUCCCUUGCCCACUGGAGAAACUGCUUGCAGCAAGGCCAGGAAUACGGGCAGGUGAAGAAGGGCCAGGCGUCACAAGCCUUCGCAGCAAUGCCAGUGGUGGGCAUACACCAUGAGGCCCAGCAGCAGGCAGGAGGGAGUGCUCGGGCCCAGGUGACCUGGUGCUGGACUCUGUGGGUGCCCAAGUCCUGUCAGGGCCAUGUCAGCCGAGCCCAUGCUUCCUGGAAGCCGGGAGCCUGGGUCCUAGAGGCCUCUUUGCAAUUAGCAGCGCGCAUUGGUUUCCAGCGAGCCAUCCUCACCCAGCUCCGGCAGGCCGGGCUCGGGGGCUUCCUGAGGACGGCGCAGCUCAGGGUGCGGCUGGGAUUGCGGGCUGAGGCCUCAGGGGCGGGUAAGACCUGCAGCUGCUGGACACAGGCCACAGAGCCAGUGCCACCUGGGCCAUCACUGCAGUGCAGCCUGGGUGGACAGAGGAAGCCAAGGAGAACGGCCUGGGCCCUAAGGAGACCUUGGUGCAGACAGCAUCUCCUCUGCCCUGCCUUCCAGCUCUGGCUGCAGUGGCCUGGACAGUGUAGCUCAGUCCCAGACCUGCCCCUGUACCAGGGACCAAGAUGGCACCCCAGCCCUGAGCCCCACUCCCUCAAAGCCCAAGAUGAGGCCCAUAAAAGGAGGCUGGGUGCUCAUUUCUGCAGGAUCCUAGAGGCGGCCCAGGCUCAGGGCUCUGCCCUUCUUCUGGACCUGAAGGGUCACAAUGCUCUUGGCCUUAAGGAGGAAGUAUCUGCGGCACUGGUAUCUUGAGGCACUACUUCGUGGGCUGCAGGGUUCCCAGCAGGUCAGGUGCCUGACAGUGUGGCAGCACUGGGUAGAUGCCCAAGGGGCAGAGCAGCUGGCAUGGACCCUGCUCAGGGAGUGGCACCUGAGAUGGGCCCGGCGGACGUGGCAACAGCGGAUCCUGCAACUGGGAGUGGCUUAGCGGUUACAGCGGCAAGAAGAUGGGCCUUUGAGAAGUGGCACCAGCACCUGGCAGCCAGGAGCCCAAGGAGAGGAUGUGCCAGUAGCCCAAGACCCUGGAGCAAGCCAGGCCUUAACGCCCCGAGAGCAGACAGGAAGCCUUAACCCCGUGGGGUAGGGGGCUUGGGCAGAGCACAGGGCCCAGCUGCCCCUGUGACUUGUUCCCAUAGAAUAAAAAACAGAACUGA
Molecule: messenger RNA, 3770 nt
Organism: Cebus imitator (Panamanian white-faced capuchin)
Lineage: Eukaryota; Metazoa; Chordata; Mammalia; Primates; Cebidae
Gene: CUNH1orf167
Product: chromosome unknown C1orf167 homolog
Source: RefSeq, a predicted model, not a curated record